Messenger RNA from Lasiosphaeria miniovina, 3687 nucleotides. RefSeq lists its product as uncharacterized. Gene Ontology annotation, molecular function: cysteine-type deubiquitinase activity; proteasome binding. The transcript has 4 exons. The record is from RefSeq and is a predicted model, not a curated record. Lineage: Eukaryota; Fungi; Ascomycota; Sordariomycetes; Sordariales; Lasiosphaeriaceae. The coding region runs from base 1 to 3687 and encodes 1228 amino acids. Gene Ontology annotation, biological process: proteasome-mediated ubiquitin-dependent protein catabolic process; regulation of proteasomal protein catabolic process; protein deubiquitination.
AUGGCUAAUAUGUCCUCAACAGUGCGUGUUGAAGAGCCUGAAGUCCCAAAUACACCUGGGCGGCUCGCUACCCGGCUCAUCAAGGACUGGUUUGCUGGGCGUUUACUAAACGACGGGGAGAAUGAGGGCGUGUAUAACUUUGCAUGUCCCGCCCUGCGGGAUCCUUUCGGCCGGGUCCCCGAUGCAGAUUCGGAUCACGAGCUCGCAAUCACCCAGUCCCAGAGUUAUGACCAAGAUCACGACCCCGAGGGCAAAGGCGGCACCUUGCUGUCGUGCAUGUGCAGGUUCUGCCGCCACCACUUCGUCUUCAGAAUCUCCCAGGGCCUCUGUCGAAGCACUUCGGCAAACAUGAUGCACCAUUUUCUCCCAGCUGGAAUGCAGUGGUUCGACAAUGUGACAGUUGAAAACCGCCUCAUUUCCCCGCUGUUUCCGCUCAGAUGCAAAAUUGCGUACAAGUGCUCAGAUUGUGGGCAAGAUGUGUUGCUCGAGAUCACGGUGCCGCGGCUUGCCCCAGAAUGGAUCAAGAUGAUUACCGACGAGCAGAGGAUCAGAGAGUCGCUGAGAGUUGCCAGAGAGGAAGACCCCGAACGAUAUCAUGACGUUAGCCCAGCACGGGAGGAUUUCUAUGCGAUGACCUCGCUCUCUACUCUCAAUCAGUAUUUGAAAAAUGUGCUUGACGAUGGUGGAUCAGGAGCCCGCAAGAGAAUCUCGUUUCGAAAUAAGACUUUUUCGGUGCAAUUCGGGCCUGCUUGCAAGCAUAUAUUUGAAUACCUUGGCUUCGAGGUAGAAUUCGAUGAGGAGACGGGCGACCAUUACUGGCUGCCCCCGCAGUUGCUCCCUCAGGAGGGGAAAACGCCUCUAGGGUCCAGGAGAGCAUUCUACGAAGACGUGAGGAGUGAGGUCCAAAGCCUCUUGGACGAAACCCCGCCUUCAAACCAGCCGGUCGUGAGGCCUAUAUCGGCCAAGGACCCCUUGGAGAGAGCCCUUGGCUGCGACAAUGUCAAUCAACGACGGAGCAGGCUUCCCAUCGACAAUGAUGAUGCGGCCGACUUCCAGACUCUCGGCGCAACAACGGACUCUGACGAAUCCAUGCUGAAAUAUGCCUACAGCCACCAAAUCCGGACUGACCCAGCACACAAGAAUGUCUAUCUUGAAGCCCUAGGCCGGUUGGCUGGCCGUAGGGACAUGGACUUCCAGCUGUUUGUUUUCAAGCAACAAGAAGAUAUACAAACACAGUUUGCCAAGCGAAAUCCCGCGCCUCCUGGCAGCGACGACAUAACGGAUAAAGCCUAUGCUCACUUCGGCCUCAGUAAAGACAGCUCCGGGGAUGCGGUAUAUUUCAUCAACGUGUACAAGACAUAUCGUGAACAAUCCCCAGCACAGAAAUCUCAACACCGGCUCAACCUGCUCCGGAUCGGCGAGCAUCGUAAAAGCCAGGCUAUUCUGGACGAGGUGUACAAGACAGAGAUGGAGCCUACUGAGGCCUAUUCGUAUCUUGCUGCUGAGCCGACUUGGCCCAUGGAGAGUAUUGCCGUUCUGGCACAAAGUUCGGUCAUGGACACUGACCUACAGCUUGCCAUCAUGGCCCUUGAUGCGAUCUCCCGAGACCGCCCAGUCGAUGACCCGACUAGACCCGCUUUUGAGACCAUAUGCGCUGACCUGCGUUCACAACUCCCGCAGCCAAAUGCUUCGCUCACUGACAAGACCGAGCUACCUGGGCCCGGUUCAACUGACAUGGGAAUUCCUGUCGGCCUCGGCAACCUUCGGAACACUUGCUACCUUAAUAGCAUCCUGCAGUACUUCUACUCUGUGAAUGCUGUUAGGGAUCUCGCCUUGAGUUCGGACCAACCUGCACUUGAACCCAGUGAGCAGGGUGUGCGGACUCUUCUGGGAAACAUUGAUGCGUCUGACUUGGAACCCGGCAGGGCCUUUGUAGGCCAUGAGUUCUCUCGCGAGCUAUCUGUGUUGUUUAGGACUCUAGAGGGAUCCAGGGAGAGUUCCAUAACGCCCAAACAACGCCUUGCCAAUGCUGCCUUGCUGCGACCUGAGAAACUCCGUACACAGUCAGCGAACGCGGCGGGCACGUCGGAUACUGCUGCUGCAGAUGCGCCGCCGUUGCCACCUCGCGCGGGAGAGAACAGCGAACCAAAGAUUUCAGUCGAUCCUGCGCUUCCGAGUUCCGAGACCGCUAGCGAUGUUAGCUCGCAAACAUUGGUAAACCAGCCUGACGAUGAAUCUUCCUAUGUCGUGGUCGGCCAUGCCACCCAGAAGCCCAAUUCUAUAGCCGCAGAUGCGGAUAUGAUUGGCGAACUGUCUGCUUCCGACCUCGUUGGUUCUGCGGGCGAUGCCGUUCCGGACAAUUCCAAACUGGCCAUCGAAGAGCUCGCUGCUGAACUUGACAAGCCCAAUGUUGGAUCCGAUCAAAUGGAUGUCGACGAGGUAAUGGGAAAUGCUAUAGACCACCUCCGGGCUGCAUUCAAGGUCACCCGCAUCGGGGCUUCCGACAAUGUUCCGGAUCCUAUUGAGCAGGCCUUCUUCUCAACCUUUAUUGACAACAGGAAGAAGGUUGGCGAGGCCGCUUGGAACCACUCCACACGGUCGGAUCGCUGGGUGACGGCAUUCCCCGCCAAGUCAGGAUCGCGCGACCUCUAUGACGCUCUAGCUAAUUCGUUUGACCUGGAACCACUGGCCCCCGACCUUUUGUCUUUCACCACCAUUGAACGGCCUGCACCAAAUUUUCACAUUUGUAUCCAGCGCUCUGACGGGGUCGGAAAGAACGCAAACCCCAUCAUCAUACCCGAGACUCUAUACCUCGACCGUUUUAUGCACACCGGUGAGGGCGACUCUAGGCUUUUUAGGGCCAAGAAGCGAGCCUGGGACGUCAAGACAAGACUCAAUGAGGUGUUGCAACCCGUGAAUGACGAUGCGCCAAAGGAGACAAGUGUGAAUGGCACGACACCAACUUCCAAGCUCAACGUUGAGGACAUGCCCAACAAGGACGAUGUUGACGAAUAUCUGAGGGUGGGGGUGUCUGAUGUCCUAGCACUCAGGCCGGUAGCCGCUAGUGAGGCGGACGCAGAAUGGAGUAUUAUCAAUUCUGCCAUUAAAGAGAUUCUCACCAAACACCCAACCACGACAUCCGAGACUUCCCCCAUGGAUAUUAGCGAACCGGACUCGAAUGUUGAGAGGAGUUCUGCAAUACCCUCAUCAGAGCUCGAGGGUUUUUGGGACGAAUUCAACAAACGGCAGACAAGUGAGAAGGAGAUGCUCAUGCUCGAGCGUGCAGCCAUCUUCGAUAGCAUGCACAGAGUCCCCUACCGCCUGCAUGCCGUAGUCUGCCAUGCCGGAUCUACCGCUUCCGCUGGCCACUACUGGGUAUGGAUACACGACUUCGAACAAGACAUUUGGCGCAAAUACAACGACACCAGGGUCUCUGUCCACAGCGAAGAAUCUGUGUUUGAAGAGUUGAACACAAAAGGCGAACCGUACUACCUUGCAUAUGUUCUAGCCAAGGAUGCUCACCAACUUGUCAGCAUCCCACGGCGUCGGCAGCCAACGCCAGAAUCUCAACCGCAGGGGCUCCAGCCACCUGAUGGUGAUUCUGAGAUGACCGAUGUUCGGUAUAAAAAGACCGCAGCCGAGCACGUUGAGGACAUUGGGAUGGAUUCCCUACCCUACGUUGCCUAG